Molecule: messenger RNA, 1684 nt
Organism: Argiope bruennichi
Lineage: Eukaryota; Metazoa; Arthropoda; Arachnida; Araneae; Araneidae
Product: elongation of very long chain fatty acids protein 4-like
Exons: 8
Coding region: 122-994 (290 amino acids)
Biological process (GO): fatty acid elongation, saturated fatty acid; sphingolipid biosynthetic process; fatty acid elongation, monounsaturated fatty acid
Cellular component (GO): endoplasmic reticulum membrane
Molecular function (GO): fatty acid elongase activity
Source: RefSeq, a predicted model, not a curated record
GCUUUGUUGACGAUUUGUUGCUUCCUUAAAUACGUCGAAGAACUCACAGUGACAUCAUUAUUACUGCUUGAAUGAUUUCAGCCCCACUUCUUAUAUACAGCCAUAAAACCAUUUUCUCCUAAUGUCUCUCAUAAGUGAUGGGCUGAACUCAUUAACAAACAUGACGUUCAUAGAACAUAUGAAGGAAACAUUGGAAUCUGGUGAUCCCAUUGUUAGAAGAUGGCCAAUGGUUGAGACCAACUAUUUACCUUUUCUGUACAGUUUUCUGUACGUAAUUUUCGUCACAAAGGUAGGACCAUCUUUGAUGAAAAAUAGGAAACCCUUCGAACUGCGUUACCUUAUGAUUGCUUACAACUUUGCCCUUGUAACUAUAUAUUUUGUUUGUGUCUCAGCGUUAAUUUACAUGUUCUUCACGACUGAUGCUUACUACAGAGUGUGUUAUCCGACAGAAAUCAAAAGAUACCAUUAUACAUAUUAUGCAGCAACAGCUGGUUGGAUUAUAUACAUAUUAAAAUAUGUGGAAUAUGCAGAUACGAUAUUUUUUGUACUGCGAAAGAAAAACCAUCUCAUUACAAAUCUUCAUGUUAUCCAUCAUGCAAUCCUACCCAUCCUGGGUUGGAUUCUGUUCAGAUCGGAAAGAAGUGGUUUCCAAUUUGUGCCUGGAGUCACCAAUUCCAUUGUGCACAUAGUGAUGUAUACCUACUAUGGGCUGGCUGCCAUAGGACCAGAAGUCCAAAAACAUUUGUGGUGGAAAGAAUACCUUACCAGAAUGCAAAUACUGCAGUUUAUAGUGAUUAUCCUCUUCGUGACAGUGAUUUUACCCAUUACCGGAUGUACACCAACUAAGCAUGGAAUCUAUAUUGACAUAGCCUUUGCUCUCAUCUUCUUAAGUUUGUUUAUCAAUUUUUACACAAAGACAUACAAGAAAUCUUUGGAUAAAAGUGGAGAUUCUUUUGCAUCGAGAUUGAAAAGCAAAACUUCAAAAGCACAAUAAUAAGGGACUUUAGUGAAGUAAUUAAACAUAUAUUUUUUUUAUUCACAGCGUAUAUUACGUACUAUAAAAGGCCAUGUAUAACAGGCAUUAGUAAAAAUCGUUUUAAGAUGGUUAAAUUCUUACAAAUUCUUCUCUCCAAAAGGUAUAUAUAUAUAUAUAACAGUUACGGUUUCAGAAGAAAAAUUUUAUUUUCUCCUAUGAAAUAUUCUUGGCAUGUAUAUCUUUCGUGGAAAUUUUCCGUUAUGUAUGUUUUUACCAUGGCAUUUUUCUGAUUGUUAUAUAUAUAUAUAUAUAUUCUAUCGUAUUUUUCUAAUUUUUGAUUUUGUAAUGAAUGAAAUAGAUAAAAUUAUUCUUCUGUAAAUUCUUCCAACUGUUAUAUACGCCUUUCAUGAGAAAUCUUCUAUUAUAGAUUUCUCCCAUGCCUUUUUUCUAUAUAGCAUAUGUUUCUAUUAUUGCAUUUUUCUGAUUCUCACUAUUGAAAGCACUGAAAAUAGAUUUUCGGUAAACACACAUGAGUUACAUAAAAUAAAUUACAAUUUUUGAGAUAUUUUAUCUCUAUGCUUAGAAACGGGAAUAUGAGAAAAUAAGAAUUAUAGAAUUGUUUUAAAUGCUAUGAUUUUGCAAUCACUGUUUAUGAUCAUAAACAUUCAAAAGAUUUUUAAUUGUUACAACUGUGUAUAUUUUAUAAAU